AAAUUCAUUCCCUGUACUGUCAGUACACCAUGCAAUUUGCAGCUGUACGAGUACGAACUACAGCCGUUGUGCGGGGAAUUUACAGGCAUUGUUGGGGUGCGAGAAGUUGCCGGUUUUCAGGAGUCGAUUCCGCUGUGUUUAGAAGGUCCAUAGCAAAAACAGUCAAUAUGAAUGCUGAAGGAAAACCUCGAGUCUACGUAACUCGGAAAAUCCCCCAAGAAGGCCUUGAUUUACUAUCAAAAGAAUGUGAGGUAUCAAUUUGGGACUCUGACGAUGCUGUCCCUCAGGAUGUACUGCUCCAGAAUGUACCAGGCAUCAGCGGUCUCUAUUGUCUUCUAUCAGAUCGUAUCACUGCCGAGGUGAUGGAUGCUGCAGGGCCGAGCUUGAAAGUCAUCAGCACCUUGUCUGUAGGUUAUGAUCACAUCAACGUUGAUGAAUGCAGGAAGAGAGGGAUCCGUAUAGGUUACACGCCAGGUAUUCUAACUGAUGCUACAGCUGAGCUUACUGUAGGUCUUCUAUUAACAACAUCAAGGAGACUCUCUGAAGGCAUCGCCAAUGUCAAAAACGGAGGUUGGGGCACUUGGAAGCCGAUGUGGCUAACAGGACCAGGUCUUCUUAACAGUACAGUGGGUCUAGUUGGACUAGGGCGGAUAGGUAUGGCCAUCGCCCAACGUCUCAAGCCAUUUGGGGUCAAGAGAUUCCUCUACUCUGGAAACACCAAGAAACCUGAAGCAGAUAGUCUGCCAGCUGAAUUUGUUCCCUUUGAGACACUUGUCAAAGAAUCUGGUUUCGUGGUGGUCAGUUGCUCUCUCAAUGCUCAAACCAAAGGUCUCUUUAACAAACAAGUCUUUGAGAUGAUGAGCUCCAAUGCCAUCUUUGUCAAUAUAAGCAGAGGAGCUGUAGUAAAUCAAGAUGACCUUUACGAGGCCUUGAGCACUGGUCAGAUCAGAGCAGCUGGUCUGGAUGUGACCACACCUGAACCUUUACCCACUGACCAUCCUCUCCUCAAACUAGAUAACUGUGUUGUUUUCCCCCACAUCGGCAGUGCUGCUGAGGAGACAAGAAUAGCCAUGUCCAUACUUACUUCAAGAAACUUGUUAGCAGGUCUCAUGAGUGAAGAGAUGCCUGAAGAAGUUACAUUGUAACCCAGGUCUAGGGAUCUGUCCAUUAUACUACCAAUCCAAAGAGAAUGAUGAUAGCAGAUUCUUAUCUAGUAUUCUUGACUGUAAAAUAACACACUUCUGGUGCUCCACAAUGGCUUUGUUUUCGGGUGUCCUUUGUUAUAAUGCUUUGUUUCAAAUAUGACCCUCGCAUUGUAGUCCUUGAGGAUUAAUGUAAGUCAAGGGAAAACAAAUGGGGGAAAAGAUCAUAUUGGACUUCCAUGUUAUUAAUGAGGAUAUAGUAAAGCAAAAAAUGUAAAUGGACAUAAAUUACUCUUCUGAUGCCUUGAAAAUCAUUUGAAGAAAUUAUUUUAAACAGCCGAAAAUUUUCAUUCAAAUGUUUUGUAACAGUCCCAAACUAUGAGCAGAAUUCAGUCCAUUUUGGACCUUACAGCAUACACUGGUUUUUUAGAUGCAGUAUAAUCAAUAUUUCCUUAUCAGUUUCAGACAUUUACUACAUAUCAAACUUUUGAGUAGAACUGAACUUCUUUAAUUUGUAUAAAGGUAUGUUGGAACUAAAUGGAAACCCCAGAUUAUUUAACUGAAACACCCCUGUAGUUUGGAGUUAGUUCUUACCAAGAAAUUUUGUCAUGGAAGUAUUUUUACAAUGUGUAUGCAAGAAUCUGUGUACAACCAGGUUAUAGAAAUAGUGCAGCUGAAAAUUAUUUAUUGCUGACCUUGGAGAUGAUGAAGAUACCUCACUAUUGUCACUAGUACUGUAUGAAUAUCUCAUAUUUAACCCAUGUGUACUAAAGUAUCCAUUCUUUGAUAUUCAAAGUCAAUUAAGUCUGUUAAGCUGGAAACCCAUUAUGGAAGAGAGAUCUAUACCACUUAAUGAAGCUGUCUUUUCAGGUCUGAAAUGACCUCAUUUGUGAUGAAAUGUCUGCUCUAUUUAUUUGUUUUUGAGGUCAUUUGAAAUGUCAGUUUUCUGUCUGUUUUGUUUGCUGGGAUCAUAUCCCAAAAUUGACUAUAUUUUUUUUUAACAAAGUAGCACCUAGUAGACACAUAGUGUCAUAUAAUUUGUCUUUAUAGACAGCCAUCAUAUUCCUUUUCUUGUAUUCCAUAUCAGUAUUCAUUUCUGGUGCUGCUAAAUAAGAUACAAAUUGCCAUAUCUCAGAUAGAAUAUUAUAAUGGAUAGACCAAGAUCAAAGGUUAUUUGAGGUUAGAAUUUGAUCUUAAGUGUAUAAAAUUUUAAAAAAGCUUACUCCAUAAAAAUUUUGCAUACUUGUAAAGAGUGACCAAAAUUAAAAAUCAUGUGACAAGAUUUUAAGGUCGCUAAAUUGAUUUUCAAUGUCAUUUCAGCUCUAAUAAUUACACAUUUUAGAAGAAAAGUAGAUUUAACAGUAUGCAUUUGGCAAUGCAUUAUCUCCAAGGGUAAUUUAAUAUUCAAGAUAAAUUUGAAUAGCUCCAAAUUACAUAUUUUUGUUAACUCUUGUACUCACUUCAUUGUUUUACUCAUGAACAUUACUUGGUGGAUUUUGAAAUGUGAUUUUCAUAGCUGCCAAAGUUUGAUUACUAAGGGCACCACUUGCCCAGCAAAAUUUCUCCUUUCAUUCAAUUAAAGAAAAAAAAUCAGGGUUUUUGCUCGCAAAUUUGAAAAAAAAUGUGUACUGUAAGUGGAUCCAUACAGAUGGUUUUCACAUACUAGUAUUUCUUAAGUUAAGUUAAUGAAAGAUGGGCAUUCAGAGUUUUCCAUAGGAGCUAGAUGUAAACUGAUGGUUUAAGGCUGUAUUUAUAUACUGCAGUUAUGCUUUGAGUGCCAAUUGUAAAUUGAGGCAUGUGAAAUGUAUGUAAUAAACAUCUUUAUCAAAAUAA
Molecule: messenger RNA, 2975 nt
Organism: Lytechinus pictus (painted urchin)
Lineage: Eukaryota; Metazoa; Echinodermata; Echinoidea; Temnopleuroida; Toxopneustidae
Product: glyoxylate reductase/hydroxypyruvate reductase-like
Exons: 7
Coding region: 30-1145 (371 amino acids)
Cellular component (GO): cytosol
Molecular function (GO): glyoxylate reductase (NADPH) activity; hydroxypyruvate reductase (NADH) activity; hydroxypyruvate reductase [NAD(P)H] activity
Source: RefSeq, a predicted model, not a curated record